AUGACCAAAAAUGAAAAGAGAUGGUUUUCCUUGGCCAGCAGAAAGACAAAGAAGAAGGAAGGAGGUGCCAAAAGGGCUCAAAGAGCCUCCUCCAAUGUUUUCUCCAUGUUUGAACAAACCCAGAUCCAAGAGUUUAAAGAGGCUUUCACACUUAUUGACCAAAACCGGGACGGAUUCAUCGAUAAAGAGGAUCUCAAGGACACAUAUGCCUCUUUGGGAAAGCUUAACGUGAAGGACAAUGAACUUGAAGACAUGCUGAAAGAAGCCACGGGCCCAAUUAACUUCACCAUGUUCCUCAACCUGUUUGGAGAAAAGCUGCAUGGCACAGAUCCUGAAGAUACCAUCGUAAAUGCUUUCAAAAUGUUUGAUCCUGAUGCCAGAGGUUACAUACACAAAGACGAAUUACAGAAAUUACUGAUGACACAAGCAGACAGGUUUUCAUCUGAGGAGGUUAAACAGAUGUUCCAAUCAUCCAAUAUUGAUGCUGCAGGGAACUUGGAUUACAAAUCUCUGUGUUACAUUAUCACACAUGGGGAGGAACAGGAAGAAUAAAGGAUCCAUCAUGAACAUCAUCGUGGAUGUGUAAAUGAAGCUGUUGCAGUGGGUUUGCUGCACAGCGGGUGCCAACACCUCUCUGUCCUGGUUGUAGAUUAA
Myripristis murdjan (pinecone soldierfish) is the source of this 654-nucleotide messenger RNA. Its product is annotated as myosin light chain 5-like. Bases 1 to 552 code for a protein of 183 amino acids. NCBI's taxonomy places the organism in Eukaryota, Metazoa, Chordata, Actinopteri, Holocentriformes, Holocentridae. The record is from RefSeq and is a predicted model, not a curated record. Gene Ontology annotation, molecular function: calcium ion binding. The transcript is spliced from 7 exons.